ACCCAGAGAGGGCGUGCUGUAUAAGUAUUGCUGUCGAAGUUGACGAAACGCUGGGGUGUAGUGGGUCAAAGAAGGGGGUAUUUUUGAUACCCUGCUGUCUAGAAAAAUCAACAUCUGAAAAUGCUUUAGGUAUUAAUGGUGUCACUACCAACAUGGCUGGUUCAAGUGGGUGGCUGGGGAUUCCCAAGGCUCUUGGUGUGGUCUCCCCUCAACAACGAGAAUCGGGUUUACAAAGGAAUAAAGUUGCUCUGAAACCAGGCCGGUCCUUGAUGGACUGGAUUCGACUUACCCAUUCAUCCCAGGAUUUAGCAGGUACAAAAGGUCAAAUUCAAGAUGUCACAGAAGAGGAACUGAGGAAACAUAACAAAGCUGAUGAUGCGUGGAUGGUGUUGAAAGGGAAGGUGUUUAAUGUCACCCCCUACAUGGAGUUCCAUCCUGGUGGGGAAGAAGAAUUGAUGCGUGGAGUGGGAAAAGAUGCCACGGAUCUUUUCAAUUCAAUUCACAGAUGGGUGAAUGCCGAAUCCAUGUUGCAGAAAUGCCUAGUCGGAAAAUACAGACCGUUGAGUCCUGUGUCAAGAAGUGGUAGCAGUGGACAUGAAGGAGAUAAAUUCAGAAAACCUGAACCCCUUGGGAAAGGAACUUCCAUUGCUGUGAAACCCAAACCAAGGUACGAUUGGUCAGAGGACGAAACUACAGUCAGUCUAGUCAUUCAUACAACGAUAAACAACAUUAGAACUGAGCAUGUUAUUAUUGAUCUUGAUGAAACGGAGCUUCUGAUUUCCGUGCGAUUAAAGCAGUUUACGUAUCAACUCCACUUGGUAUUCCUAACUAUUGUUGUUGAGUUUUUGGCAGUUACUAAUGUUCAAGUGAACAUUUACAGACUUUUGGUUAAAUUUUGCUACUGUACAGUGAAUGCUAAGCAACCACGUGGUACUGUAGAAGUAGUAAUGGUCAAGGAAGACCCAGAAAUUCCGUGGUCUGACAUCGGCACACCACUUACAGGCCAUGAUAGCUGUACAGAGACUCAAAAUAAAGAUAUUCAUUAUCGGGUUUGUGAACUAUCUCAAAGAACCCAGCUGACCCAUGACUGCUAUCUGUUUACUUUUUCUUUCCCUUUGGGCACAAGAAUGUGGAUCCCUGUCGGUCAUCAUGUUCACCUCAAACAAAAUAUCAAAGAUAUGGACAUUGUUAGAAGCUACACUCCUGUGUUGCCGUCAAUAACCGACCUGGAGAGCGACGAAACUGAAACUAAUGGUGAAUCAGUGACUUUGAUGAUUAAGAUUUAUCCCGAAGGUGUUCUUACUCCACAACUAAAAAGCUUAGAAAUUGGUGAUUCCGUUGAAGUUGGUGACUAUACCGGUGAUUUUGAUGAUAAGAUUCUAUCUAGGUAUUCUCAUCUGGCCUUGUUUGCAGCUGGGACUGGUAUAACUCCUAUGAUUAGGCUCAUUCAACUGUCCUUGAAGGAGGGAAUACACGUUCAGUUGAUGUUAUUCAAUAAAAAAGAGCAUGACAUAGUGUGGAGAAAUAACUUUGAUGAGCUAGCACGAUCAUGCAGUAGGUUUGAAGUGACCUACGUGCUCUCAGAACCGCACGACAAUUGGCCUGGAAUGAGAGGAAGAGUCCGGCCUCAUAUUAUAGAGAAAUUUCUUCCCACACGUGAUAAUAUCAAACUCUUCAUGUGCAUUUGCGGCCCUAAUCCUUUUACAAAAACUACAAUGAAGUAA
This is a messenger RNA of Limulus polyphemus (Atlantic horseshoe crab), 1724 nucleotides long. RefSeq names its product cytochrome b5 reductase 4-like. Gene Ontology annotation, molecular function: heme binding; oxidoreductase activity. Gene Ontology annotation, biological process: generation of precursor metabolites and energy; superoxide metabolic process. Gene Ontology annotation, cellular component: endoplasmic reticulum. Lineage: Eukaryota; Metazoa; Arthropoda; Merostomata; Xiphosura; Limulidae. The coding region runs from base 153 to 1724 and encodes 523 amino acids. The record is from RefSeq and is a predicted model, not a curated record. The transcript is spliced from 15 exons.